CUGCCUAACUUUGAUCUCUGCUUAACAACAGUAACGUCACACGGACUACAGGGGAGUUUUGUUGAAGUUGCAAAGUCCUGCAGCCUCCAGAGGGCUGUCGGCGCAGUAGCAGAGAGCAGCAGACUCCGCGCUCCGGAGACCGGCAGUAGAGCGCGAGGCAGCGCGCGCCAGCAGCAGCCACCGGAGCCCAACCAGGUCCACAGCCCUCCCCAGGCGGCCGCGCCAUGGAACACCAGCUCCUGUGCUGCGAAGUGGAGACCAUCCGCCGUGCGUACCCUGACACCAACCUCCUCAACGACCGAGUGCUGCGAGCCAUGCUCAAGACCGAGGAGACCUGCGCGCCCUCCGUGUCUUACUUCAAGUGCGUGCAGAGGGAGAUUGUGCCGUCCAUGCGGAAAAUCGUGGCCACCUGGAUGCUGGAGGUCUGCGAGGAGCAGAAGUGUGAAGAGGAGGUCUUCCCGCUGGCCAUGAACUACCUGGACCGCUUCUUGUCGCUGGAGCCCCUGAAGAAGAGCCGCCUGCAGCUGCUGGGGGCCGCCUGCAUGUUCGUAGCCUCCAAGAUGAAGGAGACCAUUCCCCUGACCGCCGAGAAGUUGUGCAUCUACACUGACAACUCGAUCCGGCCCGAGGAGUUGCUGCAAAUGGAACUGCUUCUGGUGAACAAGCUCAAGUGGAACCUGGCUGCCAUGACUCCCCACGAUUUCAUCGAACACUUCCUCUCCAAAAUGCCAGAGGCGGAUGAGAACAAGCAGAUCAUCCGCAAGCAUGCGCAAACCUUUGUGGCUCUCUGUGCCACAGACGUGAAGUUCAUUUCCAACCCCCCCUCCAUGGUGGCUGCUGGGAGCGUGGUGGCCGCGAUGCAGGGCCUGAACCUGGGCAGCCCCAACAACUUCCUGUCCUGCUACUGCACAACGCACUUUCUUUCCAGAGUGAUCAAGUGUGACCCGGUCCAGGCCCUGGCCACUAGCCUCUGGCUAAACAAGGACCCCCUCCAUCUCCGCCCGCCUCUCCAGGACUGCCUCCGCGCCUGCCAGGAACAGAUUGAAGCCCUUCUGGAGUCUAGCCUGCGCCAAGCCCAGCAGAACGUUGACCCCAAGGCCACCGAAGAGGAGGGGGAAGCGGAGGGAGAGACUGACCUGGCCUGCACACCCACCGACGUGCGAGACGUGGACAUCUGAAGGCCGCCGGGCAGGCGGGCGCCACCAAGUAGUGGCAGCCCGCGAUGAGGCAGGAGCCAGCCCGGGGUGCUCCUAACGACGUCCCUCUUGGGGACAUUUGUUACCAGAAGGGGAAGUUUUGUUCUCUUUGUUGGUUGUUUUUCUUUAAUCUUUCUCCUUUCUAUCUGACUUAAGCAAAAGAGAAAAAAAAAAAAAUACCUGAAAGCUGUUAAAGAGAGAGAGAGAGAGAUAGAAUUUGCAUCACCCUGAGUGUAGGGAGGAGGGGGAUGCUACCAAUUUAGGAUUUUAUACCCCAGUAAUCAACUAGUUUCCUAUUAAUGUGCUUGUCUGUUGUAAGAGUAGGAUUAACACACAGGAAGUCUCCAGGAGGAUUUUGAUUUUAUGUGUUUAAAAAGCUUAAGAAAAAUUGCUUUAAAAAAAGGAAAAAAAAAGGCCAAUAGAGAAAGCCGUUGUUAAGUAGAAGGGAGUUUUAGGUAGAGAUGCACUCGCUUUGCUGAAAGGCACAGCUUUGGCGCGGGCCUCAGCCUCACUCCCUGCUUGCUCAGUGCCACCGCCACCUGUCACCUGGUUCCUGUGCUUUAUCCCAGGGAUGGGGCGACCUCUUCACCUUAUUGAUGGCCGCUGCGACCUCUAGCGGUCUCACGGCGUGUGGCACCAGGGCUCAUCUGUGCCCUCUCCCAACCUGCAGGUUCACAGUGCCCGCCACACGGCAGCAGGUGCCCCACUCUACGCAGUGUGCUCCAGUAGAGAGGGGGUGAGACAGUGACAUCAUAUGUUCUAUUUUUGUAAUCUUCCUAUUUUGUAGUUCCUGUUUAAAGAGGUGCUGGUUUUGGCCUGGCGGCCCUGCAGCCUACUCACAUCAGGUUAAACCCACAGCUUUUCUUUUGUGUGUAUGGUUUGUUCUGUUUGGUUGUGUUUUCCUUCUCUGUGUUCCAAAACCAUUCCAUUUCAAAGCACUUUCGGUCAGCUAGCUGGAGGCAGUUUUGCUGGUGUGGGGGUGGGGUGGGGGGCGGUUCCUAAUGGGAUGGUUGGGGGAUAGCCACACACUCAUUCAGAUGGCCGCACAAUGGAUGUGUGACAUGGUGGGGCUGGUCGCAUGGGGUGCUUGGGAAGUUUUGUUGGGUCAAGAAGAGAGAACUCUGUUCUUGCACCACCAGGAUCUGUCCUACAGAGAAGUUGGAUUGAAGGGAUCCUUUGGUGCCAGCUGGUGUUUGGAAGUAGGAACUGUGAUAGCAUUACUUGGAGGAGGAGAUUCUGGAAGUCUUUCACAUAGGAGGCUUUUAAACACUAAAAUGUCUAAUUUAUACUUAAGGUUACAGAAGAGUAUUUAUUGGAAAGGCUGCCCAUGGCCAGUGUGAUUUUUAAAGCAAUGUGAUUUCCCUUGAUUCAAGAGCACACCUUCCGCCCUUGGUGGCGAAGGUUCAAUGCCAUGUCUGAGAGAUUGGUCUUUUAUUGGGAGUGGGGGGAGAGCAGAUCCUCAAAAACCAUAUAAGGACGGGCAUUCGGUUUGCUUAACUUUCCAAACCCAAACAACCCCAUUGGAGAGCCAUCCAAACUGAGGGAAACUAGGGGAUCCCAAAGGAGUUUGAUUCCGGCACAUUCUUGCCCCCACCCCCACAACAGUAGGUAAUUUGUACACCUUGGCUCUGUGCUUUUCUAUUUAGGAAGUGUUGAGGGAGGUCGGAGAGGGAGGCUGGAGAGAGGACGGGAGGGAGGAAGUGUGGAGGGUAGGGACCACACGGGACAGGCUGCGGCUCCUUCCACACAGCGCUGCUACCAAUGACUCCCAACAUCCCAGACGUUCAGAACCAGAUUCGCGUCGCUCUGUAUCUUUCACAUUGUUUUCGCUGCUAUUGGAGGGUCAGUUUUGUUUUGUUUUGUUUUUUUUACAAUGUCAUAGACUGCCAUGUUCAAGUUUUAAUUUCCUCAUAGAAGAUUGUAUUUACAGAUGCCCUUUUUUUUCCGUAAUUUUUAAAUUGUGAUCAAUUUUGGCUUAAUGUGAUUACCGCUGUAUUCCAAAAAAAACAACAACAACCAGGUUCCUGUUCACAAUACCUCGUGUUUCACCUAGCCAUGCAGGGGCCUAGCAGGCAGGUGCUCUGCCUCCAGAGACCCUGGGACUGGUCUGCUGGGGAUCAUCCCCCUGCACCUGUCAGGCUGGGCCUUUCAUUUGAUCUGGGACAUAGAGCAUCACAGCAGUCGGGACAACUCUAUUUUUCUUUGUUAAUUAUCAAUAUUGUUAUUUUUGUAGCGGCCUGUUGUGCAUGCCACCAUGCUGCUGGGCCCGGAGGAAUUUGUUCUGAGUCUCCGGUGCAUCAUGUAUUCUGUUAGGUUCUAGUGUUCUGUUGUUUUGUUUUGUGUUAAUUACAGCAUUGUGCUAAUUUAAAGACUUCAGCCUUGGCAAAGCCAGCCCCAGUGCUGCGGGCCUCCAAAUUCCCUAGCUAGCUGCCAAACCAAAAUGGUCACCUCCACGGUCACCACCAGCCUAGCUGAGGCAUCUGAACCAGGCAGGGCCACUGGGUUCAUGGUGGUGGGUCCACGGAGUCUGCCCUGUGACAUGAAAGGCUUUGAGGGGCUCUGGCUGGUGGCCAGGUUGGGUUUGUGUAUUUCUGGUUGACACACCAUGGCGCUUCCCAGCACGGACAUGUGACCAGCAUGGUCCAGAAAACAAAAAAAGACAUAAAAAGUCUAGAAAUAAAAUUGGUAAAAUCCCA
Peromyscus maniculatus bairdii (prairie deer mouse) is the source of this 3892-nucleotide messenger RNA. RefSeq names its product cyclin D1 (gene Ccnd1). Lineage: Eukaryota; Metazoa; Chordata; Mammalia; Rodentia; Cricetidae. The record is from RefSeq and is a predicted model, not a curated record.